CUCGCCGAUGCCACCCAGCCAGUUGGGAAGCGAACUGGAACCAGUUGGACGGGAUGGCAGCCGGCGACACCGGCGACUGGCACCGCUUCGAGCGCGCGCUCCGCGGCAGCCUGCGCCUCCUGCGGGACAGUCUCCGGCAACGGGAAGAGCCGCCGGGCAGGACAGAGCGCGUGGAGGCGCAGGAGCAAGAGCAGCAGCUCAGCGCCCUGGAGGCCUUGCCGAUUGAUGUCAAGUUAUACAUUCUCUCCUUUCUCACACCCGAAGAUCUGUGUCAUCUGGGAAGUACAAGUCAUUAUUGGCAGCCAAUAGCUAAGGACCCUUUGCUCUGGAGAUACCAUCUCAUUCGAAAUAUCCCUUCUUGGCAUUCUAUUGACUGGAAGUCUCUCCCAGAUGCAAAUGUUUUAAACACACCUUUCUCUGCACCCCUUGAAGGUGACUACAUGGCAGUAUAUAAGAAGUGUUCUUCGUGUCAGAAAAGACCUCUGAAAUCCAGUCAGUCCACUUAUAGAAUCGUGACUUCCCUUUUACAUUCGUUGGUCACAAAGACAGAACCCCGCUUUGCUAUGUUUGGCCCAGGACUGGAAAACUUGGAUGAAUCUUUGGUGCAUAAAAUGAUGACGAGUCCAGAUGUUUUGCCGCUCGCUGGUAUACCUCACAGACAAAUACAUGGGAUAGGAUCAGGAGUCACAUUUCGUUGUAAGAAUCACCAGAGAUUCAAUAUUCUGACCCUAUAUUCAAAGACAAGCAAGGAAAGACACACAGCCAGAGAAGAGUCCGCCAAUCCCAUCAACAAGAUGUUCCAUGAAACAAACAACAUUGAUGGGACGGUGCAGUACAAUCCAAUUGAACAUGUUAAAAACCUGUGCCAGCUGGUUGAUGGGUUUAUCUACGUUGCAGAUGCUGAAGUCCACAAGAGACACAGACGGCAGACUGAAGUUGCUCAGAUGGUGGCAAUGCUUAAUCCGGCCCUUGGGCCUCCAGGGAGACCUGUGCUGAUUUUAUCCUGCAUUUCUAGCACUGGGAUUGAGAGAAUUCCUUGUGUUUACAUGGCAUAUCAACUACAACUCAACUCACUUGGCCAACCAUGGAUGAUUCAGGAUACCGAAGCUGUGACACUGGCAGGACUGUUGGAUGGAAUUGAUUGGCUCUUGGGAGAAACUGGAUAUGAUACCGCCCAAUGAUCAGAGAUGGUUAGAGUGCCAAAAGAAUGUCAUUUUAAUGCCUCGUUUACAAGGAGUGAUUGAUGUGAACAGUCACUUUUCUCAAAAUUUGGAAUGAGAUGAUGGCUACUCAUGAGGAUCCGUUCUAAAUCACUUCAAUUUAAAAUACAGAUCUGGAAGUGCAGAGAGGUAGGAUGGGAUUCUUGCAGCAUCAUACUGUCUGUGAUACCAAAUCUUAGAAGGUCUCUCAGUAAGCUGCAGGUCUCUGUGAAUGACCAAGCUAAGCUGCUGCCAGUGGGUACUCAACUACAGGGUCACUCAGUGUGCCCACAAAUGGUCCAUAAGCUACUUGCUGGAGUAGAGCUACAGUGAAGUCUUCUGCCUGGAACUCGAAUUCCCCAGAGACUGUCUUUCCUUGUACAAACUUCCCUGUUAACUCAAUUUCUCUAGUCAAGUCCUGAGUUAGAGACCAACAGUGUGUGGACCAUGAACAGCUGACACUAGAAGCACAGAGCUUUUCCAGGUGUUGCCCUAAGAUUGUGGAGUUUGGGGAUUUCUCCCCUUCACUCUGUUUUAGGAAAGGUGGUAUCAAGUAUGCUAAAAAGGGGGGAAAGGUAAUUCCCCUUUCACAAGCCCCAAAACAGAGGAGCUAUCUCCUAAGGAAUUAUUCCCCAUUUUCCCCUGAGUUCGUCUGGAAUAAUCAGCACCUGAGCCCAUAUCGCCUUUCAGCACAACAACAAACAAUUUUAUUUAAAUAAACAGAAAAGCUAAAUGUCCCUUAGUACGAUUGAGGAACACAUAAACAUAUAAAGAAAAACAGAAGUAUGUACUGUUAUUCAAACUAGUAUUUAGGGUCUCGUAUGGUCCUAUGCCCACAGGUGAGUUGAUUGGGUCCCUGCCUAGAAUCCCCAUGUCCACUGGCUUACACCAAGAAGGGUCCCAGCUAUCCCCUCAGGAAGCUGGUAUUCCACUUCAAAACUGACCAGUCUCCCUCAGGUGCUUCCCUGCAGCCAUAUCUAGGAGACCUCCUUUAUAUGGAGAGUGAACAAGCCCCAAUGAUACACUCCAAGGGUCACCCUAAUUUUACUUCUUUGGUAGCCCUUUCAGGUUUUCAGGCUCAGACCCCUUUCUCGGAGUCUCCUUUCCUGGGACUCUGCCCCAGAAAACAGAAAUCCCCUCAGGAUUCUUGCUGCCCUUUUUUCUACCCUCGGGCAAUUUCUCCCACCCAAUCAGGACCGGGCAGGAAUUAACCGUCUCCAUGCUGUCUAUCACUUGAAACUACCUCCCCUAUGGGCGUUUGUCACAUGGUACAACUCACCGUGUUCAUUUGGCUUUUCAUCUGUAGAUUUGUGUGGGUUUUUUACGGGGGGGGGGGCAUUCUAAAUUGUAAGUGGCUUUGAAUUUUUUGAAUUUAUUAAGUGUAUUUGUGUGUAUACACAAGGGGAACAUAUAAUUAAGCAAUACUGUAAUUUGGAUUAUUUACAGUUGAAUUCAUGGUAUUUCAAUAUUUAGUAAAAGGUUUCAAUUGCUGGAAAAACAUCUUGUUUUUUCUGAAAGAUAGUUAUAUGCAGUUUGUUCAUUAACAUGAUAUGCUAUAAUCUCUAUAAAUAUAUUUCUCUUCUAGAUACAUUUUGUAUUUUCAGGACUGAGCUCAUAAAAAUCUUGCAACA
Molecule: messenger RNA, 2830 nt
Organism: Sphaerodactylus townsendi
Lineage: Eukaryota; Metazoa; Chordata; Lepidosauria; Squamata; Sphaerodactylidae
Gene: FBXO4
Product: F-box protein 4
Exons: 7
Coding region: 54-1181 (375 amino acids)
Biological process (GO): SCF-dependent proteasomal ubiquitin-dependent protein catabolic process; protein polyubiquitination
Cellular component (GO): SCF ubiquitin ligase complex
Molecular function (GO): protein binding
Source: RefSeq, a predicted model, not a curated record